CCCCUUUUCCAUGGUAACGAACGAGCUUUGCGGUCAGGCGUCAAUGUCCGCUCAAUGCGGUAAUUAGUUUUUCACACAUUCCUUUGCACACGUGAAGUGUGUACAUUAAUCCGGAUCUGUCAGUUCCUUGUUGAUGCUGUGGAGAAGAAGAAGCAGACUUAUUUAGUUAAUUUGUUGCAGAGAUAAAUUGGAUCAGCCUUUUUUUGGCAAAAACUUGAAUUGACGCCAGAUAUGAAUUCGUAUAAGCUUACUCUUAGGAAGAUCGAGUCACUUCCGGAGGCAAGCUUUCACGAUGCCCUUCUUGCGGUGAUCCUCGUAACUACCAUGUUAUUUCGCGUUUUCUCUCGAUCGUUAGAUCGAGAAAAGACAUGGUAUGCGUUGAAUGAUCGUUUGUGUGGUAAGCAGCCGAGAAAAUUCAGCGAGGGUUCUUUCUUUCAGCUAUUUCCCGAUGAAUUUCUUCGCGUUAAUUUUGCUGAUCUGUACGAUGAAAAUGGCUGCCCUGUCUCAAGCCAGUGGUUCAAUAAGCUAAAUGGGGAAAAAUUUUCCGAUCAAGUUUACGUUGGAAGUAAAUUUGCCGUAGUUGCCUGUAAUUUAGUCCUUAGGAACCCGUCAGAAUCGGAAUUUCUUCGAUCAGAAGCCUUCUUGUCGCUGAAGCGGACCAUCAACGAGCAUGCUUUCAAAGAAUCGGACUUCGAUCACGGGCCCGCUCAGGAUUUAUGCUGCGUUAGUACAGACAGAGAUUCUAAAAGUGAUGAAGGAGAAACUCCCCAAGAAUCGAAAGGGGAAAAAUUAUCUUUAGAAAGCAGCUUUCCGGGAAGCCCGCCAAAAUGCUCCACUCCACGAAGACAAAGUCCGCCAAAAUUUGAAAUCCCCCUUGACCAUGUUGACACGUCUUCUUCAAGUUCCUGUGACGACUCCUCGCAAUCUGUCGGAUCUGUAUCAUCAAUUUCUUCGUUAUUAAAGGGAAAGUUUGGCUCUGCGUAUAAGAAGAAAAAGUUGAGACAAAAGGUGGAAGCUGUAAUGGGAAGCGUCGAAUCUGUAUGUUUAGAGAAGGGAGAAACCUUUUGUUGCACAAAGCUGCCUGUUUCAGCGUAAGAAAACGUUCAAUGGGAUCAAUGGGCAGGAGCUCAUUUGGCAUGUGUUUAGUGAAGUCGCGAACGAGCUGGGAGUUCGAAAGGCAUUUUGCGAGCUCGUACCCGAGGAGCUGUGGAACCAGCGUGUACAAAUGAUGUCUGUGCCAGAUUGGAUGUUGCUUCUUUGUAAGCUAGAAUCAACAAUAUCUGAUGAUUCCUGGCAGAUGAUCUUGAAUCGGACUCGACUUCGAAAAAGCGGGGUGAGGUAGCUACCGACUAUUUUUUGUGUUAUUGUUGUUGCUGUUGUUUUCUUUAAACUUACUAGAACUAUCAAGUAAGUAAUCCUUUGAAAGUCAUUUCCGAGGGGAUUGACUGUGACGGCACCCGGCUUUGAUCUUUGGAAUAUUUCUGAGGGGUGUAAGAAAACUGAAUUGGCUUUUUCUGUGGGGGGAGGCAGGUGUACUGUGUCAGUACCUUUGAUCUUUUUUUCUUUUCUUUUAGAACUCAUCAGACACUCCGAUCUUGCUUUUCAAAAACAACAUAAAGGCACUUCGGUCUAUGGUGUUUGAUAAAGUUCGAAGCCUCUUUGACAUCACCCAAAUACAAGAUUUAUGGUUAUGAAGUUUCUCUUGAAAGUGCCCUAACAUGGAUUAUCAGGGAGUUGAGAUUACAUGGUGUGCAGAAAGAAAUAAUUAUUGACCUAAGCCUCAAACUUGAUGGUAGGCCAUUUGCAGGUGAGAACACAAUCUUUAGUAAAUACAGUAUACCUUAUUUCCACAUUCCUUUAUUGUAUUUUGCAACAACUGUGUUGCACUUAAGAAAGGAAAACAUAGAAACAAAAUCAACAGUGAAAUGGGGUUAAAAAUUAUGACACCAAGGGACAUACAAUAGUGUCCAAAUUAUUUUUUAACUGUGACUGAAACAAGUUCAUCCUAACGAAACCCUGUGAUCUAUUAUCAUGGGUGUAGUCUUGGACUGAAAUAGUCUUUUUCGUCAGUAUUCUUAAACAUUUACCGUUCCUUAUCCAUAAUUUUCACUUGAAAGAUAUUCAGUCAUAGACAGUGCAGAGAUAAAAAUUAAUAGUGUAAAGCAGGGUAUAUAAUAUAUGGGAGUUUAAAACUUGUUGUCCAUAUUAUUGUUGUCUGUAUUAGGGAGUAAAUUUUAGAGAAAAUACAUGUGCUUUUUGUUGCGAGAAAUCCGUUAAAUACAGGUGUCUGUAUUAAGUUUGAGGGGGGGGUAACAUCAAAGUGGCAGGGUAAACAUAACCAAACACUUUGAACUCUAGGUCAUGAAGUGGUGCUUAAAUUUUUGAAAUGCCUUUUUUUGUUGUUUCCUCUCAUUUGUAGGGCGCAGUCAGGUCCUAAUGGGUGUAGUCCCCAAAGACACACUAUUCCUGUAUAAUCAUGAGAGCUACAAAUCAGUGUGUCCUUUAGCUAUUACUCAUUGUAAGGAAGACAGGUAUGUUGUAUUUAAAUUUGAUUCAUUAGUCAAAUACUUAUUUGUUUCCAAAAUAACUAGUUUUGUUAGUGAAAAUUUUUAUUGUACCUUUUAGGCUGUGUAAUUUUUGGUUGUCGACCAGUUAUACAUGCAAGCUGAAAUAAUUUGUGGAUUUACAACAAAUUUAUCAUAUGAGGCCUAAAGGCCCCAGUAAACGAUCAUUUUUGAAAAUUAAUUUACCCGCAAAGGUCUUAAUUUAUUAGUGGGCCACUCAAACCCGACCUUUAUAUGUUUUCAAGUCUUAAGAACUAUCUGCCGCAGACUAGACUAGCAGUAUGGUAUUUCCUUUUCCUUUUUUUUUUUUCAUUCUAGUAAUAACUUCAGUUUACUGGUAACUUUACUUUUGAUUAUUAUUAGGAAAAAAACCUAAAAAAGCUGAUUGUUAAUGUCAACAAACAAAAGGAUGCACUAAAGAAGAAUGACUGAAUCAGAGUGGAUGGAGUGCAUUAUCAUGCUGUGAGAUUUAAAGGUAAGUUUCACAUAAUAAUUAAUAAGGUAUUUUUAGUACCAUAAUUUUCAAGCCAAAUGCCUUCAUGUACAUUGACCACUCUUUUCAAAAAUUUAUAUCUACAGUUAUACUUGACCUGAAGGCCCUCUAUUUUUUUGCUGGAACAAAUAGGGAAAGCGAACCUUAAGCUUGGGAAACGAGGAACUGAAGUAGAUUGUUGCUUUAUCUGCAAAGUAUUGAGG
This is a messenger RNA of Porites lobata, 3260 nucleotides long. The record is from the annotation of a GenBank genome assembly. Lineage: Eukaryota; Metazoa; Cnidaria; Anthozoa; Scleractinia; Poritidae.